UUGACCCGUGAACAAGAAGAAAGGAAGGAAGUAAGCCCGUGUAUUAUACGGGUCUAUUCUUCGGAUCUUCUUUGAUCCUUCAGAAAUAUUCUCUUGUAAUAGUUAUCAUUCUUUUUCUAUCAGAGGAACUAAUUCGCUUCUUUACUGACCCACUACAGGAAAAUCAAAAGCACGGUUGCGUUUGUUCUAUUAGAUCUGAAGUUGCUUAAAAUUCAUGCUGUGAAGAACCCAUAAUUAUUUUUUUGUUGGGUAUGUCUGGAGCUGUAGCGGAGCAUGUGAAUCAUCCAGUAAUGGCGGCUAAGGACCGGUCUGGUUGUUGUAACCCGGUGAAGAAGCCGGGUCCGGUUUCAGUGGACCAUGUUUUAUCAGCACUAAGGGAGACUAAGGAAGAGAGGGACCUUAGAAUCAGAGGUCUAUUCAGUUUCUUUGAUUCCGACAAUGUGGGUUACUUGGAUUCUGUGAAAAUCGAAAAGGGGUUGUUUGCUAUGCAAAUUCCGGCGGAUUAUAAGUUUGCUAGGGAAUUGUUGACCGAGUGUGAUAAGAAUAAGGAUGGGAGGGUGGAUUAUCCGGAAUUCAGAAAGUAUAUGGAUGAUAAGGAGUUGGAGCUGUAUAGGAUUUUUCAGGCUAUUGAUGUGGAGCACAAUGGGUGUAUCUUGCCUGAGGAGCUCUGGGAUGCCCUUGUAAAAGCUGGUAUACAAAUAGAUGAUGAUGAACUAGCACGUUUUGUGGAACACGUUGAUAAGGAUAAUAAUGGGAUUAUCACUUUUGAAGAAUGGAGAAAUUUUCUUCUACUUUAUCCACAUGAGGCCACCUUGGAGAAUAUUUACCGGUACUGGGAGAGGGUAUGUCUUGUAGAUAUUGGUGAACAAGCCGUCAUACCCGAAGGCAUCAAUAAGCAUGUCCAUACAGCUAAAUAUUUCCUUGCUGGGGGAGUUGCAGGAGCUACUUCUCGUACCGCUACUGCUCCCCUUGAUAGGCUAAAGGUGGUUUUACAAGUUCAGACUAAUCGUGCUUCUAUUGGGUCCACUGUCCGAGAAAUAUGGAAGGAUGGUGGUGUAUUGAGUUUUUUUAGGGGCAAUGGAUUAAAUGUGAUGAAGGUUGCACCUGAAAGUGCAAUUAGGUUUUACGCUUAUGAGAUCUUAAAAAAUGUGAUUGCUCAUACGAAGGGUGAGGAACAGGGUGACAUUGGAGCUUCUGGACGUUUUGUGGCUGGGGGCAUGGCUGGUGCAGUAGCACAGACUGCUAUCUACCCCAUGGAUCUUGUUAAGACUCGGUUACAAACUCAUGCAAGUGAAGGUGGAAAGGUCCCCAACCUGGGAAAACUAUCAAAAGAUAUAUGGAUUCAGGAGGGGCCUCGGGCGUUUUAUAAAGGGCUGAUACCAUCUCUUCUUGGAAUUAUACCUUAUUCAGGCAUUGAUUUGGCUGUUUAUGAAACACUGAAGGAUUUGUCCAGGGUUUAUAUUCUUCAGGAUAGAGAACCUGGUGCUCUUGUGCAACUUGGUUGUGGAACAAUUUCUGGAGCGCUUGGAGCAACAUGUGUUUAUCCUUUGCAGGUUAUAAGAACGAGAAUGCAAGCUCAACCUACAAAUACUGAGGCUGCUUACAAUGGAAUGUCUGAUGUGUUCCGGAGAACACUUCAGCAUGAAGGUCCCAGGGGCUUCUACAAAGGGCUCUUUCCGAAUCUUCUAAAAGUAGUGCCAGCAGCAAGCAUUACUUAUAUCGUUUAUGAAUACAUGAAAAAGAGUUUAGAUAUCAAAUAGAUGGUAUAUACUCCUGGAAGGUUGUUCCACAUUUGAGGUUAAUCAGCUGAUGCUAAGAGACGCUGAUGAUGACGAUGAAAAUGAAUUAGGUUAUUAGUCUUAUUGGUGAUAUGGAUUUUCAAAAUCAUACACUCAGAUUUUUACUUGUCAAAAAAGAAAAAACACUUGAUUGAUUUGUUGCCCUCAUUGGAUGUUGAAGAAUUUUUUAGGAGAGUUUUCUUCUUCGCCUGACGGAACAACUAUUUUGUCAAUUGAGAAUAGUCAUCUUCAUUUGGAGAUUUCUGUCCCAGUUAUAGGAAUAUCCCUCUGUAAAUUUACAUACACAUUGUAAGGUCUACAC
Molecule: messenger RNA, 2100 nt
Organism: Solanum verrucosum
Lineage: Eukaryota; Viridiplantae; Streptophyta; Magnoliopsida; Solanales; Solanaceae
Product: calcium-dependent mitochondrial ATP-magnesium/phosphate carrier protein 2-like
Exons: 4
Coding region: 252-1760 (502 amino acids)
Biological process (GO): transmembrane transport
Molecular function (GO): calcium ion binding; ATP transmembrane transporter activity
Source: RefSeq, a predicted model, not a curated record